Medioppia subpectinata is the source of this 1563-nucleotide messenger RNA. Lineage: Eukaryota; Metazoa; Arthropoda; Arachnida; Sarcoptiformes; Oppiidae. The record is from the annotation of a GenBank genome assembly.
AUGAUGGGCCCGCUCUUCCGCGAAGGCGGCCCAGCCGUGGAAGUGCUCGACAAAGCCGACUAUCCCUACGUGUUCGACGCCCUCCAAGAGACCAAAUCCACGGCGGCGUUCAUAUCGGGCGCCAAAAUGACACUCCCGUUGGGCUUCGAGCGCAAAGACCGCCGCCUGUGGGAAGAGAUUACGAUACCGGCGCCGCCGCCACCGCCCGACACCGUUAUCGCCGACUAUAAGCUGAUAGACGUGGAAGCGUUGGACGCGUUCGGGAGGGCGGCCUUCAAAGGGGUCAAACAGUUGAACCGAAUCCAGUCGAUAGUGUUCAAGACGGCCGACACCACCAACGAGAAUAUGCUCAUCUGCGCGCCCACCGGCGCCGGUAAGACCAACGUUGCGAUGCUCACAAUCGUGGCUCAGAUCCGGGCCAACUCACCCACCGGUUCCAUCAAUGACAUCCAUUUGGAUCAGUUUAAGAUCGUAUACAUCGCGCCCAUGAAAGCAUUGGCCGCCGAAAUGACCGAGAAUUUUGGCAAACGUUUGGCGCCCUUUGGUAUGCGUGUCCGCGAACUCACGGGCGAUAUGCAACUCAGCAAAUCCGAGAUAAUGGCCACUCAAAUGCUGGUCACGACCCCAGAGAAGUGGGAUGUGGUGACCCGCAAAGCCAAGGGUGACGUACAGCUGCUCCAAUUGGUACGGCUGGUGAUCAUAGACGAGGUGCACCUCUUGCAGUCGGACAGGGGUCCGGUGCUCGAGGCGCUGGUCGCCCGAACCAAGCGGUACAUCGAGUCGGCGCAGAUGAUGAUCCGUAUGGUGGGUCUGUCGGCGACGCUUCCCAACUAUCGAGAUGUGGCCGAAUUCUUGCGCGUGAAUCCCAGGGCCGGACUCUUCAUGUUUGACAACCGGUUCCGUCCGGUGCCGCUCACCCAGACAUUCAUCGGUUGCAAAGCCACUCAGACUAUGCAACAGAUGCGCGAUAUGGACGACGUUUGCUACGAGAAAGUGCGGGAAGAGGUGUCGAAAGGGCAUCAGGUGAUGGUCUUCGUUCACGCGCGCAACGCCACGUACCGGACGGCCACUAAUCUGCUGGACAGGGCCCGCAAGUCGGAGUCGAUGUCGGUGUUUAAGUGCGAGACCGAUAAGAUGGUCGACAGCGCACGAGAGAUACGCCGCGCCCGCCAUAAGGGCCUCCAGGAGUUGUUUGAGGCCGGCUUUGCCAUACAUCACGCGGGAAUGUUACGGAUGGACAGGAAUCUGGUCGAGAAGCUGUUCCGCGCCGGCGUUAUACGCGUGUUGGUCUGCACGGCGACACUCGCCUGGGGUGUCAAUCUGCCCGCCCAUUCCGUGGUGAUCAAAGGGACCGAAAUGUACGACUCAUCGCACGGCAACUUCGUGGACAUCUCGAUGCUGGACGUGAUGCAGAUCUUCGGCCGCGCCGGUCGUCCCCAGUACGACACGGAAGGUCACGGCACGAUCAUCACCGCCCAUAACAAACUCCGCCACUACUUGUCGCUGUUGACCAAUCAGUUCCCGAUUGAGUCGCAGUUUAAGAAGUACUUGACCGACAAUAUG